AUGUCUUCAUCAUCUUCUUCAACACUUCCAUGGAAACACGAUGUUUUCCUCAGUUUCCAUGGCGAGGACACCCGCAAAGCUUUUACUGAUCAUCUAUACGUUAGUUUAAAAAAGAAAGGUAUUAUUGCCUUCAGGGACGAUGAAAAACUCGAGCGGGGAACGUUCAUAGCUCCGGAGCUCUUAAAAGCAAUAGAAGAAUCCAAGCAUGCGGUCGUCGUUCUCUCACCAAACUACGCUUCUUCGAGGUGGUGCUUGAUUGAACUCGCCAAGAUCGUUGAAUGCAUGAAAAAGACAGGGUUGACAGUUCUACCUGUUUUCUACCAUGUGGAUCCCGCUGAUGUGCGGAAACAGGCAGGUAGUUUUGCAAAAGACUUCGUCAAACAUGAACAAGAUCCCAGAAUUACAAAUGAGGAUUUGCAAACCUGGAAAGCUGCUUUGCAAGAUGUGGGCUAUAUCUCAGGAUGGCCCUUAGAUAUAUAUCGGUAUGAAUCAACGAUUAUUGCAGAGAUCAUUGCGACCGUAAAUAGGGAUGCAGGUAAUAGCCAACUUUCGAGUGUUAAUUCCAGGGACCAUGUUGGAAUAGAAUUACGUGCGGAGAAAGUGAUGGAUUUACUGAACAUGGUGAAGGAUGAAGUUCGGUUUAUAGGGAUAUCUGGGUUGGGUGGAGUGGGCAAAACCACCUUGGCAAAACUCAUUUGUGACAGAAUUUCAUAUAAAUUUGAAGCUUAUAGCUUUAUUUAUAAUAUCAGGGAAGAAGCCGAAAGACAUGGUCUAGUUUAUUUACAAAGAAAACUUCUUUCGGACAUCCUUAUCAUGGAGAGAGAAACAGUAGGAAAUGUAUGGAAUGAUCAUGCAGUGACAAAAAAUAUGGGGAGUCGACUACGUGGGAGAAAGGUUCUUAUUAUUUUGGACGAUGUGAAUAAAGCAAGUCAACUAGAAGCAUUAGCAGGGGAGCAUGAGUGGUUUGGAAAAGGGAGCAGGGUAAUUGUAACUGGUAGAGACAAACAGCUGUUGACAAGCAAUAAAGUGCAAGCUAUAUAUACGGUAAGUGGAUUAGAUUCUGAUGAAGCACUGCAACUUUUUAGUCGGAAAGCCUUCGGGAAAUCCUAUCCCGAACAAAAUUAUUUGAGUCUAUCCAUCGAUUUUGUAAAUUAUGCAGACGGCCUUCCUCUAGCUCUAAAAGUUCUGGGUUCCUCCUUGUUUGGUAAAUCGACAGAUAUAUGGGAAAUUUCAAGGGAUCAACUCAAAUCCAAUCCUGAUAGAGAAAUUUUUGAUAUACUGGAAAUAGGUUUUGAGAAACUGGGGGAUAUGGAGAAAAAAUUAUUCUUGGACAUUGCAUGUUUCUUCAGAGGAGAGGACACAAAUAGCAUAAAGGAUAUACUAAAAGGUUUAGGUUACCUUCCAGAUUGCAAAAAAAAUAUAGAUGUACUUGUGGACAAAUCUCUCAUAAGCGUCGUUGGGAGAAAACUGUGGAUGCAUGACUUGCUACAAGAAAUGGGCCAAAAUAUAGUUCGUCGUGAAUUUCCGGAAGAUCCUGGCAAGCAUAGUAGGUUGUGGCUCUGGGAAGAUGUGAUUUCUGUAUUGAAGAAUGCUGAGGUACUGAUCACAGGUUGA
Messenger RNA from Juglans regia (Persian walnut), 1614 nucleotides. RefSeq names its product disease resistance protein RPV1. The record is from RefSeq and is a predicted model, not a curated record. The coding region runs from base 1 to 1614 and encodes 537 amino acids. The transcript has 2 exons. Gene Ontology annotation, biological process: signal transduction; defense response. Gene Ontology annotation, molecular function: ADP binding. Lineage: Eukaryota; Viridiplantae; Streptophyta; Magnoliopsida; Fagales; Juglandaceae.